This is a messenger RNA of Prunus armeniaca (apricot), 1134 nucleotides long. NCBI's taxonomy places the organism in Eukaryota, Viridiplantae, Streptophyta, Magnoliopsida, Rosales, Rosaceae. The record is from the annotation of a GenBank genome assembly.
AUGAUCAAGACACUCAAUCCUUACAACACCAACACAGAGAAAACUGCUGAGAUUAUGUCCAGGUAUAGGCCCAUAGCACCUAAACCUGAGACCCCAGCGAACUCGGCAGGUGAGAAUCCAUCCUUAUCUCAGAAGAUCAGAGAGUCUCCUUACCUUAGAAACCUCUGGCCACAAUUGCAGGCCAGACCCACCAGGACUAGAAAGAGAGGUCGAUCUGCUCUGUCACCAACAACCUUCAAGAGGCAGAGGACCCAUCAUGUGUUUGGGUUUUCUACCCCUUGUCAUGUAACAUCUCCGGCUAAAAAUCUCACCUUGGAUGGUUUUGCUCAUGCUCUUUCACAGCUUCCCAUACCAACAAGCUUUGAUGCAGUCAAAAGCAACAGUUUGAUGACUCUGCCUCUUCUUCAAUACCCUCCUCCUCCUUCUCCUCCUCCUCCUCCUCCUCCUCCAUUAUCAGUUCCUGUUGUGACCAACCAAGCAAUGGUGCCAGCUGAGUUUGAGUUAAUUAAACCUUGUGAAGGAGAAGAGAAGCUGAUAGAUUUGAACACUGUGGCUGAAAUUCCAGAAGAAAAAGAUCUGCUGCAGCAACUACAAGGAAGUGCCCCUACCCCUACACCAAUCAAUGUCAUAGCACCUCAGCCAGUUCGACCUGUGGGCUCCAGCAUAAGUGUUGGGUGCAUCAAAACAGACCCAAGCCUAGCCCCAGCAGAGCAAGCUCCUAAGAAACCAGAGGAUGUUGAGGACGAGGUGGAGUCUGAGGCCCUGCCAGCAAUCAUAUCAGAUUCACACAACAAGGUGAGGAUGGCAAACUCUGCUUACAAGGAGAUGGUGGGCCAGCCAGAGUGUUCAUGGCUCGAUUCUAUGGUGGCCAGUGAUGGGCGUUUCGGAGGGAGCUCUUGCAAGAGGAUCAGUGGGGAGGUCAUACUUGAGCUUUCUGAGUCAGGGGUACCAGUUUCAUCAAAUGGGUUUUCAUGCUGGGUGAGGAUUGAGUGGGGAAAUGAGAUGAACAAGCACGCAAUCAAUGCUUUCUGUGAUGUGAUCAAGCUGUCCUGUGAGACUAAGGACUACCUCUUUAGUUGGAGGUUCCACACUCAAAGCAAAGAGGGUUCUCAGACCAGUUCUUCUAAUGCUUGA